GGCGGCGGCGGCCCCGGGGCUGGGGCGGGGGUGGGCGGCCCCGCAGCUGCGGCUCGUUCGCUCUGCUCCGCCCGGCCUUAACGCGGCCUCGGGCGCCGCAUGUGAGCCGGGAGGGCAGCCCCACACCGCCCCCCGCACCCCCGAGCGCACCCCGGCACCCACCAUGAGCAACCUCGGCAAGGACACCGAGCACAGCAACGGCGGCGGCAGCGGCGAGGAGGAGGUGAGGACGCUGUUUGUCAGUGGCCUUCCUGUGGACAUCAAGCCCAGAGAGCUCUAUCUACUCUUCCGACCAUUCAAGGGUUAUGAAGGGUCACUGAUCAAGCUAACCUCAAAGCAGCCAGUCGGUUUUGUGACCUUUGACAGCCGGGCUGGUGCUGAAGCAGCAAAGAACGCCUUGAACGGCAUACGCUUUGACCCAGAGAACCCUCAGACCUUGCGGUUAGAGUUUGCUAAAGCCAACACAAAGAUGGCCAAGAGCAAGCUGAUGGCCACACCAAACCCCACCAACAUCCACCCUGCCUUGGGCGCACACUUCAUUGCACGGGACCCCUAUGACCUGACUGGAGCGGCUCUUAUUCCCGCAUCCCCUGAAGCGUGGGCUCCCUACCCGCUCUACACCACGGAGUUAACCCCUGCCAUCCCCCAUGCCGCCUUCACAUACCCGGCGGCUGCCGCUGCGGCUGCUGCUCUUCACGCUCAGAUGCGCUGGUACCCUCCCUCUGAAGCUACCCAGCAAGGAUGGAAGUCUCGUCAGUUUUGUUAGUUUGUUAGUAAGUAACUCAUUUCUCUCAGAGCUGAGUUCUUGCCCUGCUUGUCCUUGGGCUCGUGGGGAGGAGGACGGGAGCUUGGGCUCAGCCUGCUGUAUCCCAAAGGAUGCGACUGGGUUACAUCAAUGGGUGACAGUGCCAAAUCUGAGCCAGCCGGAGCAGAAAGCCCCCCGAGCCCUGGGAUGGGGAAGGGGCUGUGAGUGCCGCUUGGGGAGUGGAUCACAGCAGCCCCACUCACCGGAGCUCCUCUCCUGCAGCGUCUCCUCGGCUUGUGCUCCUCUUCCCUGCCUUUCCGUGGAGGGCUGUUUCAGGGACGAUGGCUCCGACUCCUCUCGGUUUGGUUUGCGGCCAGCAGACAAGGCUUUCGGCUCGCUCCUCUGGGGCUGCCGGCAUCCCCCCUCCCAGGACUGUGAAGCUGCCUCCAUCCCUCGCUCCUUCCCUCCAUCCCUCCCUCCAUCCCAGGGCAUCCUCCCCGACCGAGCUGUGCCGAAACCCAGCUGGGGGCUCGCUCCCGGGCUCCCCCCGCCCCAGCAGCUCGGCUGAAGGCAACGAAAGGCAAUGGGUUUUGCAUGUUUUCUGGCAUGAAUUAAACACUUAACUUGUGUCUGUGUGAGUGUAAGUUUGUUUGUUCUAGCGUUUGUGUAACCGUUAGCAACGGGCUGCGGCCCGACGGAUUGAUCCAUCAAGGUUUGCAUCUUGCUUCAGUGAAGACUUGGCUUUGAGAAACACCAACUGUCCUUGUCUCACCCCUCUCCCACUGCCCUCCCCUCCCCAGUACGGCCAGAAGAAUUUGAAACAUGUAUUUUGUUGUUUUUUUUCCAAGUUCGAUGCACUGGGUUUUUGUUCUCAGCCAUUCUCCUCCUGUUUUAAAGUCAGGGUUGUUAUAGUACUUUUUUUUUCCUUCUUCAGACUUCUAUAUAUAGAACGGCUGUAAAAUAAUAUCGAACCUUUUUGUUUCCACCUCCUUCCGAUUGGAGAGCAUCCAGUCCUGCCCAAUCAUCCACCAUCCUUCUGGGAAUACCGAACAAAAAAAAAAGCUACGAGUAUUUUUGUACCAUGUGGAAUAAGGAAAUAUUUAUGCAUCAUGAAGAAUUUCUUGUGUGUUUGUGUGCAAUUAAUUAAUAUUAUUAUUAUUAUUAAAGAGAAAUUGUAAUCCUGUAAGAUAAGUUAAUGUUUAGUUUAAAAGCUUGAAAGAGAAGGGUUGUGUUCUGUAAUGAUGACUUGGUCAGGCAAUAGUAAAUGAGAAAUUGUGCAAUUUUUGUUUUAGCAUCUUAUUGCUUGGUAUUGAAGUGCUUUAAGUAUUCUAUGACCAUGGCUGUCUCGCUUGUACUAAGAGUUGAGAAUGAGUUGCUCUAUCAUUGCUGAUCCUAUGAGAAUGUGAAACUGGAUAAUAUAUGAAAUGCAACAACGACAAAAAUAUACCCAGAGGC
Messenger RNA from Cuculus canorus (common cuckoo), 2200 nucleotides. It is a transcript of the gene RBPMS2, whose product is annotated as RNA binding protein, mRNA processing factor 2. Gene Ontology annotation, biological process: negative regulation of smooth muscle cell differentiation. Gene Ontology annotation, molecular function: mRNA binding; protein homodimerization activity. NCBI's taxonomy places the organism in Eukaryota, Metazoa, Chordata, Aves, Cuculiformes, Cuculidae. Bases 164 to 766 code for a protein of 200 amino acids. The transcript is spliced from 7 exons. The record is from RefSeq and is a predicted model, not a curated record.